Molecule: messenger RNA, 1407 nt
Organism: Fundulus heteroclitus (mummichog)
Lineage: Eukaryota; Metazoa; Chordata; Actinopteri; Cyprinodontiformes; Fundulidae
Product: sulfotransferase 2B1
Exons: 6
Coding region: 1-864 (287 amino acids)
Biological process (GO): sulfation
Cellular component (GO): cytoplasm
Molecular function (GO): sulfotransferase activity
Source: RefSeq, a predicted model, not a curated record
AUGUCAUCUUUGAAGUAUAUUCAGUACCAAGGUCUUCUCAUGAGCACUGCGGCACACAGUUGGGAGAGCUUGGAAUAUGCCCAGAAUUUCCCUGUGCAACACACGGAUGUGUUUGCUGUGACCUAUCCUAAGUCAGGUACAGUCUGGAUGCAGGAAAUUCUUCCACUGGUGCUGAACGGAGGAGAUCUGACCCCUGUCCUCACAAUUAGAAACCAUGACCGGGUUCCCUGGCUGGAAUGCAAACAACUUGCAGAGAUUGUGGACAGGCUGACUUCUCCCCGCGCUCUUGUAACACAUCUUCCAUACAGCCUUAUGCCUCCUUCCUUCCAUGCUUCCAAAGCCAAGGUAAUCUAUGUAACAAGGGACCCAAAGGAUGUCUUAGUGUCGUCAUAUUACUUCCACCAGAUGGCAGCCUUUCUCGAGGACCCGGGAACCUUUGAUGAGUUUCUGGGAAAAUUCCUGGAAGGGAGAGUGCCGUUUGGAAAAUGGACAGAGCACGUGAAGAGCUGGAAAUCAGCAGAACUGGGUGACAGGAUCCUGUUCAUUACUUAUGAAGAAAUGGUUCGGGACCUGCCUGCAUCUAUCAGACGCAUUUCUGACUUCCUCGGCAGUAAUCUGAGUGAUGAGGUCAUUCAGAAGAUAGCGGAGCAGUGCUCCUUCCGAAGCAUGAAGGACAACGACAUGUCCAACUUCAGCCAUGUUUCAAACCAGUACAUGGACACCAACAAGUCUUCUUUCCUUCGUAAAGGGAUUGUAGGAGACUGGAAAAACCACUUCAGCUCAGAGCAACUGGUCCGAUUUGUCUCAGUGAUGAACCAAGAGUUAAAGGAGGAAAGCUCCUGUCUGCCAUGGAGCCUGGACUGACCAGCAAAAAUACAAUUAUACUGUGGUGUACAUGUUGGUGAGGUUCCUCUCACCCAGAAGGCUUUGGGGUUUCAGGGGGCGUCUUGAAGGAGCCCGUAUGUGGUUUGCAUGCUCUUCAUUCUGUUUGGAGUGACGAGAGGAAUAAAGUUCUCAUCUACUUCUUCUCACGCUACAAUACAUUUAAAAAACAUCUAGUCAAAAAUAAAAUAUCAGUCUAGUAAGUAAACAUUAAAUGUAUUAAAAUUAAAGAUGAGGAUAAUGACCAAAUAUUUACAAUUGAACAAAGUUCAGUCUUCAGUUAUGUGUACAUUUGCUCAAUUUUUAAUCUUUAAAAAGUAACAGUGUUUGUGCUUUUGCAUUGAAUGGCAACUGUGCAAUACCCUGUUGUAUUUAUAUCUAAUCGUUCAGCAUGUCUUCUUCAUUUAACUUUUUAUGAGUGAAGAGUUAAGGACCUGGUUAAAUUAUUUAUAAUUUAUUAUCAUGAAAUAAUGGGUGCUGUAACAAGAGCUAGAAACUAUUAAGGGUAUUCGGAUGGAGCCUGUG